AUGAUCAGUAAGGGCACAGGCUGCUGCGAAUGCUGCAUGAGCUAUUUCUUUGACUAUGAAACAACCAAAACACUGGUUAUUCAAAAUAAAGGAGUAGGAUUUGCCUUCCGAUGUAUCCAGCUUCUUGUCCUUGUUUAUGUGGUUGGGUAUGUAUGUAUAGUUCAGAAAGCCUACCAGGACACAGACUCCGUCAUCAGUACAGUCACCACCAAAGUAAAAGGCUAUGCCCUCAUCAACAUGUCUGACCUGGAUCACCGUUUUUGGGAUGCUCCUGACUCUGUAAUUCCCCCACAGGGUGAUCACUCAUUCUUUGUAUUGACAAAUAUCAUUGUGACACCCCAUCAAACUCAGUCACGUUGUCCAGAGCUUCCAAACCCAUCCACUAUUUGCACUGAUGACAGUCACUGCACAGAGGGGAAACAAGAUCCUCGAGGCAGUGGUAUUCAGACAGGACUAUGUGUGAACUACUCAGACACUGUCCAGACCUGCGAGGUGUUAUCUUGGUGUCCUCUUGAAGUAGACACUAAUCUACCUGAACAUGCGGUGCUGGGUGCAGCAGAGGACUUCACGGUGUUGAUCAAAAACAGUGUGACGUACCCAAAGUUCGACGUUCACAGAAGGAACAUCAUGCCAUACAUUAACUCCUCGUACUUAAGAAAGUGUGAAUUCAAUUUUACAACGGACCCAGACUGUCCCAUUUUCCGCCUUAAGCACAUGGUUUCAGAAGCUGGAGAGGACUUUCAAACCAUGGCCGUCAAGGGUGGCAUUCUUGGUAUUCUUAUUGACUGGAGCUGCGACCUGGAUUGGUGGGCACGCAAAUGUUACCCCAAAUACAGCUUUCGAAGACUGGACAACAAAAAUUCGGACAAUAACGUGGCUCCUGGAUACAACUUUAGGUUUGCAAGAUACUACCUAAAUCCAGAUGGUGUGGAAACACGAACUUUGAUGAAAGGAUAUGGAAUCCGGUUUGAAGUCAUUGUUUUUGGAAUUGCAGGUAAAUUUAGCAUUGUGCCAACCAUCGUAAACUUGGGUGCAGCACUUUCGUUCCUCAGUUUGGUGCCUGCAGUUUCUGACUGGUUUAUGCUGACAUUCGUAAGAAAAAGGGAUUUUUACAGUAAAUACAAAACCACAUACCUGAGGGAUGAUGACAGUACUGAAUCAAUGGCCAUGAGCACCAGCUAUGGAACCCAGUAG
This is a messenger RNA of Lampris incognitus (smalleye Pacific opah), 1194 nucleotides long. It is a transcript of the gene p2rx4b, whose product is annotated as purinergic receptor P2X, ligand-gated ion channel, 4b. Gene Ontology annotation, cellular component: plasma membrane; nuclear inner membrane. NCBI's taxonomy places the organism in Eukaryota, Metazoa, Chordata, Actinopteri, Lampriformes, Lampridae. The transcript has 12 exons. The record is from RefSeq and is a predicted model, not a curated record. Gene Ontology annotation, molecular function: extracellularly ATP-gated monoatomic cation channel activity; purinergic nucleotide receptor activity; ATP binding. Bases 1 to 1194 code for a protein of 397 amino acids. Gene Ontology annotation, biological process: monoatomic cation transmembrane transport; response to ATP.